Molecule: messenger RNA, 342 nt
Organism: Aspergillus oryzae RIB40
Lineage: Eukaryota; Fungi; Ascomycota; Eurotiomycetes; Eurotiales; Aspergillaceae
Exons: 2
Coding region: 1-342 (113 amino acids)
Source: RefSeq, a predicted model, not a curated record
AUGCAUCUGCUUCAUACGAUACUCUUCUUAUUACCAUUAGCCAGCUUGGCCGUACCCUCCGCCCCUUCUAGCAACCUAAACAAACGAUCUAUUACCUGCCUCAAAGUCGGGGCAUCAGCAACGGCGACCUGGACCAACAGUGCCGGGCAAACCUGUUCUUUUGUUGGAGUAGUAGGGAGCAAUUACGGUGCCAACAGCGCAGGCAAUGGGGAUGAUCCAAACUGCGGUGAUGCCUACAAUGCGGCUGUUGACGAUACCGCGGGAGGACUUCUCGCUGGCUGCUCGCAGACGAAUCCUUCUAACACGGUGUCUCCACCGAAUUCCAGCCCGGUUUGUUCUUGA